GUGGAAGUUCCAUCUGAGUGUUGUCCAAUGUCAUUGGCUGUUUAGUGAGAAUUUGACCACCUGGAACAUUGACAACAAGAAUUUAAAGACAAUAGAACCACUGCAGAUAAUUUGGUGACGAUAUUAAUACAUCCUGGGCCACUCCUUAGAGAGAGCGAUAAACAGAUCGAGGUUUAAAUUGACCCCUUGAACCCCCUGGUGUCCACUGUCCUUGCUUUGAGGAGAAGAGGUUGUUUGGCUCACAUUGAGGUCAGUUAUCUUUAGCCAGUGUUGAUGAAAGCGUAUUCUGGAGACAUUUUAAAGGAGCUUGGAAUGGAUGGACGUGGGAUCAGGCACAAAGGAAGUGUCCUAAGACUGUCCUAAGAACCUGCACUGGUCAACAAACCACUGGGAGCUUGAACGCACAAGGCAUGGUGUGUAGAAGACCAGAACGUCUCUGGGGGGAGAAAUUAAUGACCUUGUUUGACUUCUAACCGAACUGGACUUUGCUUCUGGUUGCUAUUUUUGUAAUUUGACGUCUGUGUCCAGAUAACGAGAGAAGCAGAAGAGAACGAGAGGCAGAACAAAGCAGAACUACAGGUGGGUAGAGAGGAAGACAGAGAGACGGAGGGUCAGUAGAAAAAGAUAGAUGGUCAUGGGAGAGGCUGGAGCGUAAAGGAUCGAGUCUUGGUGCUGCAGGGCACACACUCGGCCAACGAGGAGCAAAACAAACCGGAACAGACUCCAGCAUAAUAACGCAUCUGUUUGGGCUGGGGUUACUAUAGGGCAUUGGCCGCUGUGCGUGCGCGUGUGACAAACACUGCAAUCAUGUGGCGCUAGUCAGCGCAGGAUACCGCGCUCAUAUAUAGUGGCUUCUCCCAGUUGAGGAUCUGCCAAAUGAAACCAGGUGAAGAGUGCUGACCGAGGAACUUCUGCAUGGUUCUUGGGAUGAAUUAGCUUUCUGGACCAGUCUGAAGAUUCCUGAACGUUGUAAAUCAGCGUCUUAUGUUUGCAUGGACAGUUUUCGGUAUAAUCCACUGGCGUCUUUGUUGCACAAAAGCGUGAGGACUUUGAGAACUUGGACCAGACUUGGACUGAGGUCAGAAGAUUCAGCAUUUUAAAUCUGCUAAUGUUGGAAUAGAGAGUCUUCAGUAUAAGCUAGAAAACGGCGUGCAUUGAGGAGCAUUUGGAAGAUUUUGGACUUUAAUAUUAGUUCAUAGGUUCGGGAAACUGAAUCCAUACUUGGCGCUGCCGGUGAACCGGUGAUUGUGGGUAAUGGAGUCUGUGACGGAGGGUGCCCAAAGGGACUGGGAGGCCCUGCUGGAGGUGAAGGAAGCCCUGGCCGGGUGGUUGCUUCAGGGCUCAGCCUGGGGAGACCCUUGGUCCUCAAGCUCUUCUGAGAGUUGGACGGAGGAGGAAGAGGAGGAGGAUGAGGAGUUACCUGCCGUUCUCAGCCCCACCUAUAAGCAGAGAAAUGAAGACUUCAGAAAGCUCUUCAAGCAGCUGCCCGACACGGAGCGGCUCAUUGUGGACUACUCCUGCGCUCUGCAGAGGGACAUCCUCCUGCAGGGUCGACUCUACCUCUCUGAGAACUGGAUCUGUUUCUAUAGCAACAUCUUCCGCUGGGAGACGCUGCUGACAGUGCGUCUGAAGGACAUCUGCUCCAUGACUAAAGAGAAGACAGCACGUCUCAUCCCCAAUGCCAUCCAGGUGUGCACAGACACGGAGAAGCACUUUUUCACCUCGUUCGGGGCGAGGGACAGGACGUAUAUGAUGAUGUUCCGGCUCUGGCAGAAUGCCCUGCUGGAGAAGCCUCUGUGUCCUAAGGAGUUGUGGCACUUUGUCCAUCAGUGCUAUGGCAACGAGCUGGGGCUGACCAGUGAUGAUGAGGAUUACGUCCCCCCCGACGACGAUUUCAACACAAUGGGGUACUGUGAAGAAAUCCCAGCUGAAGAGAACGAGGUCAGUAAUGAUAACUCGUCUAAGAGCAGCGGAGAGAAUAAGCCGGACAGCAGCCCUCCAUCCCACAAGAGGUCCAUCACACACUCCACCCUCAACUCUACAACUCCACCCAGCAGCACCGACAUGCCACUGUCUUUUGACAUUGCUCCUGAGGAGUACACAGACUGCCUUGCUGACAGUGAGCUGCUGCCGCUGCCCCUGCUGGCGGAGGAGAGGAACUGCGAGCCAGGCGGAGGUCAGCUAGGCCCAGUGCCCUCACCAUCACUCGACUUUAACGAUAAUGAGGACAUACCCACAGAGCUCAGCGACUCCUCAGACACACACGAUGAGGAAGUGGAGGUCCAGGCGUUCCAUGAAGACCUGAAUGGUCGUCAGUACAUUAAUGAGGUGUAUAAGUUCAGUGUGGAUAAGAUGUACUCGUUCCUCUUCACCGAGUCGCAGUUUAUGUCUGACUUCAUGGAGCAGAGGAGAUUUACAGAUAUUGUCUUUCACCCUUGGAAGAAAGAGGAGGCGGGGAAUCAGAAGAGAGAGAUAAUGUACACCAUCUCCCUCUCCAACCCACUAGCACCCAAAACAGCCACCGUCAGCGAGACUCAGACUCUGUACAAGGCCAGCCAGGAGAGCGAGUGUUACAUCAUCGACGCGGAGGUCGUCACUCAUGAUGUCCCUUAUCACGACUACUUCUACACGCUUAACCGCUACGCGCUGACCCGCGUGGCCAAGAACAAGUGCCGGCUCAGGGUUUCUACAGAGCUGCGCUAUAGGAAGCAGCCGUGGGGGCUGGUGAAGGGCUUCAUUGAAAAGAACUUCUGGAGUGGGCUGGAGGAGAACUUCAGGAGCCUGGAGCUCGAGCUGGCUAAAGCAGAGGACACUCUGUUAGAGUCCCACAGGCCAUCUCCUAAAGCUAAAGCGCUGAAGAGCUCCACCCUGAGGCGGAGAAAAAGGCCCCUUCCACAUCUGCGAACGCCACAUCUGGAAGAAACACUCAGCCCUGUAACUACGCCCACCGACGAGGAGGUCAUCCAGCGGAUCAAACACGUGGCAGGCUCCACCCAAACAAGACAGACACCUGAACACACCCCUGCAGGCGGGCCUUUCUGCAGCAUCUCCAAACUGCUGCUCAUUAUCAGUUUUGUGAUCUGCAUAAGUCUGGUGCUGCUGGUUUUUCUGAACAUGAUGCUGUUCUAUAAGCUGUGGAUGCUGGAGUAUUCUGCACAGAGCCUAAUGACCUGGCAAGGCCUACGCUUAGACAAGAGUAAGUUACCACAGACGCAGCUGGAGUGGGCUCAGCUCCUGGAGUCUCAGCAGCGCUUCCAUGAAGCUGAGCUGCAGAAAUGGAGAGAAAUAAUCAAGUCGUCAGUGCUGCUGCUGGACCAGAUGAAGGACUCGUUGCUGAGUCUCCAGAGGGGAGUGACUUUAAGAGACUUUGGCUCGGACUCGGAUGAGAAGCAGAGUCGAUACCACUGAAGCUGCACUUCCCCUCCAGGCCACCAGGGCGCACCGUGCAAUGUAGAGCCACGUGUGAGUGAGUGAGUGUGUGUGUGUCCGUGAACAUACAUACCAGACCGAGAGAGGCAGAAAACACAGGGGCCUAUCUGUGUAUGAGCAUUUGACUCCUGCCAAGCAGAGAAAUGAGAGGAAAACAGCAAAGAAAGAGAGGGGGGCCAUUAGCCACCCACCUCAACAGAGAACCGAGCGCUAGAACCAGCACUGGACACCAACGGACAGUCUCUUCCUGUGGAAUCACGAGAAAGUAACGUUUCACCGAGCCGGACACUCUUCUCUGUCAUCUUCCCCUCUUUAUCUCUGCCUUUAGUUUUCUGAAGACACGGUACUGUUAGCAGUCUUUAGCUGCUGGCGGUCGCUUACUGUUAGCAGUCGCUACGAAAACAGAUAAGCCAUGGUUUAAAGAAGCAGACUGGAGUCAAAAUGAAGAGCAUGUUUUGUUUUUUGUUUUUUUAAGGAGAUUCUUCUUUAUCCUCUUGUCCGUCAAGCAAAGUGGUUUGACCCCUUUUCUUUUGGAUUAGGACAAGGCCAGUGAUGUCUUCUUUUAGUCUCCAGGGACUCUGGACUUCCUGACUGUAAGGCUGCGGUGUCCCUUUUCUUGUCACAUCGCCUUUUUUUAGAAGUGUUGAAUUGAGAACCAUUAGCCAACAGAGGAAUUAGACCUCCACAUUUAACCCAUCCGUGCAGUGAAACACCCACAUACAUGCACACUAGUGAACACACACACUAGGGGGCAGUGAGCACACUUGCCUGGAGCGGUGGGCAGCCCUAUCCACAGCACCCAAGGAGCAGUUGGGGGUUAGGUGCCUUGCUCAAGGGCACUUCAGUCACGUACUGUAGGCCGAGGGGUUCGAACCGACGACCCGGUCACAAGGCUGGUUCCCCGACCUCCAGCCCACGACUGCCCCCUUGACUGAGUAGAAGCACUAUACUCUUAAAAAAAAGCAAAAAAAAGGCCUUUUGGAGGUUUAAAGGUUUGGACAUGAAAGUUUUUAAUGAUGCUGUGUGGUUCUUGGCUCUCUGAAGAACCAGGUUAACAUGGCAUUGAUCAAGAACGAUAGAUGCUAAUAGCAUAAGCUAAGGCAGUGCUACAUUGGUGAAGUGCCUUGAAUCCCUAACCAGUUCUAGAAAUUUCUUUGUGGUUCAACAUAGAACUUAGAUUGAAUGGCAGAGAUCCUUCAAUUGACCAUGCCAUUCACGGGUGCUUUAUUGAGUCCUCUAGACAUUUAUGAAGAGUGACUUUUGCUUGAAGAAACCUUGAGGACCAGAUAGAACGGUUCCUUGGUGGCUCCUUUGCACACUCCAAGCAAACCAGUGCCACCUGACCCCAAACUAUGGUCCUGUUGUUCCCAAUCUUACUGAGUUAUUCAGGGAGAAAAUUUCUGAAGCAUUUUGUGUCAAGAAAGCAGUGAUGGUGGGGCUUAAUGUGUCAUAUAGAUCAAGAACAAUAUUAAUGAGGAAUUCCACCUGCGUUAUUUAAUGAUUGAGAUGUAAACAAAGUCAUUUCGAGUUUGUUGUGAAAUGGUUCAUUUUAGAGUCUUCUUUACAGUGGUGAUAGGAACCUGGGGUCAUGGUAUCUACAAUACAAAUAUAGCCAAUUAAUUUACUAUCCAAAAUGACCAAUGAACCUCUGAGAUUAAUAUCGUCACUGUCCAAUGAAAAAAAUUGUAUCUGGGUCGUUCUACAGAAAUGUCCAUUUUUGUCUCCCUAGCGUUUAUAGAUAUAGUACACUCAAAAACAUGUUAGGGUUACAAUUGUCGUACAUUUUCAAAUAAAACAAUGUUAUUUUAACAAUUAUACCUUCUUCAGCCAUUAAAUUAGCAAUAUUGGUUUUUAAAUCAAUUAUCUAGAAUUUCAAGCACGGAAGUGCUCGUCCUCAUAGUCAUGUGUAAAGGGGGAGAGACAUAUUUUGAAGAAAAAACACAUUUUUCUGCAAUUUUAACUACAAUAAUCUAUACAUGACUAUGGAAUAUAUAAAGUAAAUGACAUAAAGAAAA
Messenger RNA from Colossoma macropomum (tambaqui), 5444 nucleotides. RefSeq names its product GRAM domain containing 1Bb (gene gramd1bb). Lineage: Eukaryota; Metazoa; Chordata; Actinopteri; Characiformes; Serrasalmidae. The record is from RefSeq and is a predicted model, not a curated record. Gene Ontology annotation, molecular function: sterol transfer activity; sterol binding. Gene Ontology annotation, cellular component: endoplasmic reticulum-plasma membrane contact site; plasma membrane; endoplasmic reticulum membrane. Gene Ontology annotation, biological process: intracellular sterol transport. The transcript is spliced from 18 exons. The coding region runs from base 1255 to 3408 and encodes 717 amino acids.